UUUCCUAUCUGUUUUUCUCAAGAAUGGAGCUCUUGAGGCAACAGAUUGCUACUGCGAGGCAAUCCCUUUUCUCUGAGGAAAUCCUCGACAUGAGCCAAUUCAUGCAAUUGGAGCGACUUGAGGAUAAAGACAGCCCCAACUUUGUGGAACAAACUUUGUCCUUGUAUUUCAGUGAUGCAACCAAGUCCAUCGCUGCCAUAGAACAAGCACUCAUGCCGAGUGAAGUAGUACUCCCGGAUUUCAAAGAGCUGGACAUACAGCUUCAUCGGCUCAAAGGCAGCACUGUCAGCGUUGGUGCUAAUAUGGUGUUGAAAAGAGUCAUUAAAGCAUUGGAAUGUUGCGGGAAGGGUGACAUGGAAGGAUGCAAGGCUGCAGUUCGGAUAUUGAAACAAGACCACAACACCCUGAGGAACAGACUCCAAACUUAUUUUCAGUUGCUACAAAGUCAGGCUAGAUUUGCCGAGACAUGACUUGAACCCCCCAAGAGAUUGGGUCCUAUAAAUAAAAAAGAGGGGUCAAGAUUUUUAAUUAGCGGAGCUUGUUAAUUGGACUUUGGGUUCCUUAUAAUAAAAGCGGUGGAAAGUCAUUUCUUUAGAAACCCUCGUAUGUAUGUUACUUUAAUUUUGGGAGAAUUUGUCACCUUUAAUUAGUAAGUUCCAUGGUUUUGGAAUUAUAGUAAAAUCUUCCUCUUUGUCUUUAA
Molecule: messenger RNA, 700 nt
Organism: Juglans regia (Persian walnut)
Lineage: Eukaryota; Viridiplantae; Streptophyta; Magnoliopsida; Fagales; Juglandaceae
Product: histidine-containing phosphotransfer protein 4-like
Exons: 6
Coding region: 24-470 (148 amino acids)
Biological process (GO): phosphorelay signal transduction system; cytokinin-activated signaling pathway; phosphorylation
Cellular component (GO): nucleus; cytoplasm
Molecular function (GO): protein histidine kinase binding; histidine phosphotransfer kinase activity
Source: RefSeq, a predicted model, not a curated record